Molecule: messenger RNA, 366 nt
Organism: Phytophthora sojae
Lineage: Eukaryota; Oomycota; Peronosporomycetes; Peronosporales; Peronosporaceae
Exons: 2
Coding region: 1-312 (103 amino acids)
Biological process (GO): microtubule-based process
Cellular component (GO): dynein complex
Molecular function (GO): dynein intermediate chain binding; dynein light intermediate chain binding
Source: RefSeq, a predicted model, not a curated record
AUGGGGGAGGCACCGAGCUGGCAGCACAUGUGGGGGGCCAAGGUCAAGAUGCCUUGUGACAUGGAGGACGACGUGCUGGAGGACGCCAUCAAGCACGUCACGUCGCGGCUGGCCAAGUACGACACGGAGGAGUGGGAGAAGAACGGCCUGGCGGUGUGCGAGGAGAUCAAAGCCCACUUGGACGAGGCGUGGGACCCGCACUGGGUCGUGUGCAUCGGCCGCAACUUCGGCUCGUUCGUGACGCACGUGACGAGGAACUUCGUCUUCUUCUACUACAACGAGAAAGCAGUCAUGAUAUACAAGGCAGGCUAGGCGCAAUAUAGCGUAGCGAUGCGGCCAAGCAAGUAAGUACACGUAUUUCUCUCG